AAAUUAGUGUUUUUCGUCGAUGACUUGAUGCCAUUCUCGUGCAGGUAAAAAUUAUGCUGAUUAACACCAUCAUUUGAACAGCAGCAAGCACCAGUCCGCCAAUUAAAAAGAGUUUAGUGUGAUGUUCAUACCAUGUACUCAGAUGUUCCAGGCAACUUUGACUGUACCGUGCAUGAUUGUAUUCGUGUUUCAAUAAAGAUUGACAAAGCGAAAUAUUUAGUGGUUUCGGGUCGAGAUAAGAGCGUUUCUCAUGGCUAUUUUGAAGAAUGCAACACGUCGCUGGAACGACCCAAUCCCGUUUAGCAUAGUUUUGUAGUUUCCAAAGUGACAUAUCAUAAUCCAAAUUGCUACUGAUUGCACAGCAUUUGAAACUGCAGCAUUUUCACCAUGAGCGAUUCAUCCAAGCUUAAGCCAAUACAUUGUGGCCAUACAGCUGCCAUCGAACAAAAUGAAAACUCAACUAACAACCAACAUAACACUAUCAAAAAGUACUGGAAAUCCAAUAGAAUACUUGUUAAAAAAAAAACAAACAAAAUUAAGGCAAAAACAAGUACAAGUACAUACAAUGCUCAACACAAAAUAGUUACUCAAGCAGGUGCAAAAUAUGGAAAGUAAAACCAAACAAAAAAAGUUCGAAUCAUCAUCGCAUUAAAUUGUGCAUCAAUAGAAAUUCAAUGACACCCGAAACAAUACAAAAGAGUUUGUAUUAAAGUGCACCAAACUGUAUUGUACGCGUUCGUAUUGUUAAAGCGAAUAAUGAAAAAAAAACCGUUGACCGGAAGAGCGUCACACAUUAAUGAUCGUGAGUUGUGUAAACAUAUACACAAUUUUGUGGCCUGUUAUGUUUAUUUGAUUCUUCAAAACACAAAUGAAGUUGUUUUUGAACAUAUUUUAUUUUUUGAUAUAUUAAUUAAACACUUUUAUGUGAUGGAAUUUGGAGAAAAAAAAUCAUUCAAUGAAUCAACCAGAACCAGGGGUCAGUUUUAAUAGUUGUCACGAUUGAGGGCCUCCAUUUCCGAUCGGAUACUGUUUACGAUAUCGGCCAAUGCUUCAGGAUGGACACCCGCUUCACAUAGACGGAUGCAAACAUCUAAAGUUUCAGCACUGAGACCAGUAUUGAGUAAGUGUGACAUGUUGUAAAGCGUUUUUCGAACUUUUUGCGACUGUUGUAGUUGAAUGUAAUUUUGCUCAUUUCCAUUGGUACGUGCCUCGUUCGUUUGAUCGGAAGAUGACAUGAUGUUGCGAUUCCUCAUAGCUAUAUGGAACACAAAGCCAAAUAUGUUGUUUUUUUAAAUUGAAAUUGAAUGAAAGUAUGAACAAAAGAACACAUACUGGAUUGUAAAAAUGAAUAGUGUGUAAAUAAAAUUGGUUUUUCCGGGAAUGUAAUGUAACACAAAAAUCAAAAUUCGAAUGUUUUCGGAAACAAGAAAUAAAAAUGAAACUAAAAUUUGUGAGAGUAUUCUUUCUCUCGUAAAACAGUCAAAAUAAACUGACCUUCUGGUAUUCGGUUUUCAAGGAAUGUCAAAAUCAAUGAAGAUAAAACAAUAAAUUUGACUUCGACAGUAGAAUAAAUGUAGUACUAGAUUUUAGUCGUACUAGGUCUACACACAACAAUGACAAUUCAAUGAAUGAUACUUUUAAUGUAAACACACGUGUUGGCUUGACUAGAAUUGAAUGUGAUUUCAAAAAAAGUUUUAGUAAAAAUUCAUCAACAUAUUUGAGAUAGAAUCCAAUUAUUAUAUGUUGAUUGGUAACAUGUCAGCGCCGGUAACACAUACUACUAAAAAGAAAUCCUGGCGCGAAAUCCAUCGUGAACAAAAGGAACAGCGAAAAGUUUAUCGUGAACAAAAUUUAGAGAGGAAAUUGGAAAAGCAGAAAAAGCGUGAAGAGCUCCAACGACAAAAGGCUGAAGAAGAAAUUCAAGAGAAAGCUACACCGGCAGUAUCAACACUCAGUAUUGCUGUGCCCGGAUCAAUUCUAGAAAAUGCUCAAUCGGAAGAAUUGCGUACCUAUUUGGCCGGGCAAAUCGCAAGAGCCGCUUGUAUUUUCAAAGUGGACGAAAUAGUUGUGUUUGAUGAUCUUGGUGAAGAUAACGCCAAGCGUGCCAAAAGAUCCGGUGACACUUGGCAAGAGGAAGACAAUGAAACUAAAAACGUUCGACAUUGCUGUGUGCAACUGGCCCGAAUUUUACAGUAUCUGGAAUGUCCACAAUAUUUGCGAAAAUUCUUCUUUCCAUUGCAUCGAGAUUUGAAAUAUACGGGACUUUUAAAUCCACUGGACGCACCACAUCAUUUACGGCAACAAAGCGAGUUCAUUUUUCGCGAAGGUGUGGUGAGCGGAAAACCGCCAAAACAAAGCAAAGGAUCCUACGUCAAUAUUGGAUUGCUCAAUGACUGUUUAGUUGAUAAAAUACUUACGUCUGGUUUAAGAGUCACAGUUAAAUUGGAGCCCGAUCAAGAAUUGAAAUCAAAGAAGAUCCGCGGAAAAAUUGUGUCGCCGUUGCAGCCGCGCCUUGAAACCGGUGUUUACUGGGGUUACCAGGUUCGGAUAGCCAAAACGUUUUCAGACAUUUUUACCAAAUCUAUUUACGAGAAUGGGUACGAUUUGACAGUGGGCACUUCAGACAAAGGCACGGAUAUUCACACAGUUGACAACAAAACAAUGAAAUUCAAUCACGCAAUUAUUGUUUACGGUGGUGUAUUGGGCUUAGGGGCAGCCAUCGAAAAUGACGAUGAACUAAAUGUUGAUGAUCCGAGUCUAUUGUUUGACGAGUAUAUUAAUGUUGCGCCAAAUCAGGGUUCGCGUACAAUUAGGACCGAGGAGGCAAUACUGAUUUCACUAGCUGCUCUAGAAGAAAAAAUGGAACCACUGCAUCGGCCAAAAGUAUUCGACUUAUCGCAUUCAAUUCCUCAGAGUGAGGAUACGGGCAUAAAACCAUCAUUCAAUGCUGUUUCCGCGAAGCGAAAACACAAACAAUUUCAAAACCAAAACGAUACAAAUAGCAGCGUUGCUUCACCUAACAAUACAUUUGUAGAAGAAAGUGUUACAGCUGAAGAUUGAAAAAAAAUGGAAAAAAAUUAAAUUUAAAUAGAACCAAGUGCGAUUCAAA
Molecule: messenger RNA, 3109 nt
Organism: Sitodiplosis mosellana (orange wheat blossom midge)
Lineage: Eukaryota; Metazoa; Arthropoda; Insecta; Diptera; Cecidomyiidae
Product: putative methyltransferase C9orf114
Exons: 6
Coding region: 1741-3060 (439 amino acids)
Source: RefSeq, a predicted model, not a curated record